Oncorhynchus masou masou (cherry salmon) is the source of this 1710-nucleotide messenger RNA. Its product is annotated as M-phase inducer phosphatase 1-B-like. Gene Ontology annotation, molecular function: protein tyrosine phosphatase activity. Gene Ontology annotation, cellular component: nucleus; cytoplasm. The transcript is spliced from 15 exons. Bases 9 to 1553 code for a protein of 514 amino acids. The record is from RefSeq and is a predicted model, not a curated record. Gene Ontology annotation, biological process: protein dephosphorylation; G2/M transition of mitotic cell cycle; positive regulation of G2/M transition of mitotic cell cycle. NCBI's taxonomy places the organism in Eukaryota, Metazoa, Chordata, Actinopteri, Salmoniformes, Salmonidae.
UUGAUGCCAUGCAAUUGGUUGUUUCUUUGGUGACACAUUUAAAAUCCAUUUGUCUACUCUCUUUAGCUACGGAUAUUGUUGAAUCCCUACCGAUGGAUGGUUACAGUUUAUCUAUGCCUGGCCCUCACUCACCGGACUACCAUGCCUCCCCAAUGUCAGAACUCGCCAACUGCUUUACGGGACUCCGCGCCUUUCACACAGGUGACACUCCUCGGAGAUGUCUGGACCUGUCCAACCUCAGCACUGGGAGUGUAGACGAUGCUGCUGCACAGGGAUCACCACACCUUGACAAGCCUACUUCUCCAGUGGCCUUGGACUCUCCUGCACCAAGUCGCAUGAAGACGUUGCGGUCCUUCCUGCCCAGAUUGCUGUGUAGCAGUCCAAAGCUUCAGCCCAGUGAACGUCCAUUCAGUAACAAGGAGAAUGUGGCCCCAGCGCAGAGAGCGCAGGGCAAGCCAGAGUGUUUGCUGCCUGCUCCAGACUCCCAGCUCCAAGGUGAUGGUGAGCCCUGUGCCCUGGGGAGCCCCAUCUUCCCUGCUCCUCCCUCCCGAACCCAGCACUCCCCAGGGGAUGCAGAUGGAUUCAUGGAAAUCCUGGAGCAGGAAGCUGAUGAGGGUUCUAUUGCUGUCGCCAUGUCAUGUAGCAUGGCACAGUUGCUGUCUGAACCCCUUAUGAACCAGGAAGUGGAUCUCUCCUCUGUAAGUUUCAGUGUGUCGCCAGGGGGACGCCGUCUCUUCCGAUCCCCUUCCAUGCCAGAGCGGUUGGCACGUCCACUGAAACGCACCUCCACCUCCCCCUCCCCAGCCAACCCCCGGCCACUCAAACGACACUGCACCUUCUCCGCCGUCUCAGAGGAGGUGGGCCAGGGAGAGGGAGACCAAGGGGCUGGAAUCAACAAUGAUAGGAAGCACCACCUGCAUAAGAGGACUCACUCUUUGUGUGAUGUGGAGCAGCAGCUGGGUGGGGAUGGGAUCAAUGCAGAACUCAUUGGAGACUUCAGCAAGGUGCAUGCCCUACCCAUUGUGACAGGGAGACAUCAAGGCUUGAAGUACAUCACGGUUGACACGAUGAGUGCUCUUCUGGAAGGGAAGUUCAGCUGUUUGGUUGAGUCUUUUGUUGUGGUGGACUGCCGCUACCCAUAUGAGUAUCAGGGAGGACACAUUAAGGGGGCGCUGAGCUUUCCCAACACAGACAAGGCAGUGGAUCAAUUGCUAUCCCAGAGGCUAAAAGCCCACUCUCCUGAUAAGAGGCUUGUGCUAGUGCUGCACUGUGAAUUCUCCUCUGAAAGAGCACCCAGAACGUGUCACCUCCUGCGCAGUGUGGACCGCAGUAUGAACGAGUACCCAGCCCUGCACUACCCUGAGCUCUAUGUCCUCAAGGGUGGCUACAGAGACUUCUACCACUCUCACCAGGAGCACUGUGAGCCCCAGGCCUACUGCCCCAUGCACCACGAGGACCACAGAGAGGAGCUUCUGCGGUGCCGCACACACAGCAGAGCCUUGGCCGAGGAGCGCCGCAGACGCCACCACAUUCAAACUCUCGUCAAACUCUGAGGAAGUCAUGUUGGGGGGGGGGGGGUGCCAGGUGAAGAACAGCCACUCAGAGGGACAGCUGAGUCAAAACGGUGACCUAAAGAUUGUCAAUUGAAUUAUCUUUGUCAAAAGAACAUAUGUGAUAACAAAUUGGCUUUUUGUUGUUUUAAUAGCUUUC